AUGACCACCAUCUCCUGGCCCAUCAAUCCAUUCACCUACGCCACCGGGACUCAGAUCGGCAUGAACGCGGACGUCACUGUUCCGUACACGGUGCAGAUGCGAUCUUGUGGGCAGCCAGUGGUCAUCCAGGGCGUGUCUGGAAAGAUCCAGCUGACCUUCCGCCUGUCGCCGAGCGUGGUCCGGGACCGGCGCUGGGGCUACGGGGACACCACCCCGUACCGCGUGGCUUGGUGGGAAGACAUCCCCGGCAUCAGCUCCCAGGCGGACCGAAUCCGGCGCUGGACCACCCACGGCUGCAAAACCUUCUGGAGCCGGACGCAGGAGGACAUCGUCACAGCUCAAUGCGAUCGCAUUCCCAGCAGCCAAGGCUCGGUGAUGACAGUGGAGCUAGUGCCGCGGCCCAACUACAAGGUGCAAGGCGCCCCUUCGCGCAACAGGAACGCUCACAAUAUCGCCCCGCACCCAGCUACGCAAGUUGUGCACGAGUGCCCUGAGUUGCCCGUUACAUUUCAGUUCGACGCAGCUGUGGCUGAGAUCAGCUACACUCUGCUGGCCUUCCUCAUUCGUGGCAGCCACAGCUUCCGGGGCGCCUGUGCCAACUCCAAGCGGCCAGGCAAGGUGUCCCUUGAGCUGGCGGUGGCCACGGCCGAGGCCUUCCCGGAGAGCUUGCUGGAUGGCCAGAUCGCGCUGGUGUCCGGAGGCGAGGGGCCGCAGCUGCUGCGGAAGCCCCGGGACUUGCUGACCUGGCCCAAGGAGCAUGGCUACCCUGGCGAAGAGACGGUCGGACAGUGGUUCCAAGCAAGCGCUGGCGCCAAGAUGCACAUCUGCCACUCUUUGGAGGAUGAGAUCUCGGGGGUGAUGCUGGUGGGGAAGCGGAAGAGUGUGCAGCAGCUGAAGGAGCAAUUUCAGCAGCACCAGGUGCGGCGCAGCUACGAGGGGGUAGUUUUUGGAUGGCCCAGCUGGGACGCGGCGACCUUGGACUCCCCGGUGAAGGGGGGCCGCCCCAAGACCUUCGUGCGACAACUGCGCCGGGGCGUCUGGCCGGCCACCUUCGGCGGGGCACAGAAGGUGGCCCUGGUGGAGGCUUGGACCAUGGUGGGGCGCACCCACCAGGUCCAGGAUCACCUGCUGGCUGCGGGCCACCCGAUAGUCGGCGACCGCCGGAACUCCGUGCCCAGGCACUUCCAGCUGCCCAGCUUCCGGGUCUUUCUGCACCUGAAGAAGCUGGAGCUGGAGGCGUUGGAUCUCCCAGAGGAUGACUUCAGCUUCGCGGAGUACGUGGCGCCGGAGGCUUCCACCCCCCGGCUGGUUUUCGCCGCGGCGGCGACGCCACUGCAGCUGCUGAAGCAGUGGGGAGCAGAAGAACGCCACCUGAAGGAGCUGGAGGCGCUCUUGAAGAGCCCCGGUGCUGAAGAACGCUUUCAGCAGUGGACAUUUCUCGUGGAUUCCGGGCGCUUGCAAGGCAAAGAUUGCCUGCAGAUCUUCCAGAAGUUCCCCGAGAGCCUUGGGGACUUCCUCCCGCAGGAGGUGUGGUCCAACGAGGACUUUUUUGUGCUAAGGAAGCCCUUCAACCGCCUGCUUUACCACAAGAAGCGCCUUCCCAAGGACGUGCCCCUGGUGGAGUGGGUCAAAGGUGGGGAGGGAUCUUGCCACGAGCUGACCUGCGCAGAUACCUACGUCGACUGCCGGCUCUGCCACCGCCUCGACUAUGGCACCUCAGGCGCGCUGCUGCUGGCCAAGACCACCCGGGGUGCGCAGCUGAGCCUCCGAUGGUUCUCCACCCGUCAGGUGAAGAAGGUCUACCACGCCUUGGUGCGGGGCGUGCCGCGCUGGCGCCGGGAGACCUUCACCUGGCCCCUGCAGGGCAAGGAGGCGGAGACCGCGGUAGAGGUCCUUCGGCAGGGCCGCCUGGGCGAUUUUGCGGCGCCGGUGGCAUUGCUGGAAGUGCGGCCGGCCACGGGGCGCACGCACCAGAUCCGGCAGCAUCUCGCUAUGGCUGGGCAUCCCAUCAUAGGUGAUGAGGAGUACGGCAACAGCUCCCCUCUUGAUUGGUACAGGCUUUGCCUGCACUCAUCCAGCCUCACGCUGCCGCUGGAAGACGGGGAGGUGACCAUCGAGGUGCCGCACCCGUUUUCUCUGGAGGCGGGCGGGCGGGCUGUGGGCCACAUUGUUUGUCAGCGGCUUCGGGGCUUCUUUCUCAAGAUUUUGACUCGCUGGACCAUCCUGCUGGUCUGGGCCUACAAGGCUGACGUGAACUUUUGGCCAUCCGAGAAGCAGCUGAUGAAGUUGCAGUAUUUGCCCUGGGAGCGGCGGUGGCGCGAACGCCUGCGCCGGGGACGCCUGCCGCCGCCGGAGCCGAUCACAUGGAAUCCGCUGCUCAACGACUUCUGGUAUCAAACGAAGAUACUCUGGAUCGACCGCCUCAUUUGGACCUUCUGCGCAGUGAAGGCUCUCAAGGGCAGUGAGCUCUUCUACUCGGUGGAGGUGCGCGAGCUCGUGAAGAUGCGCUCGGGCGACCGGGACCUGACCUAUGAGAGGUUUGUGGACUCCAUGAAUGACAAGGACCAAGCGGAGAAGAUCCAGUAUGUGAAGGAGCAAAGAGGCCUCGCCGCCGCACCUGACAAGAUGAGCCGCAAGGCGGCCUGGCAAGACAAGGCCGCGGUGGAGGCGCUCCAGGAUCAAGAGGUGAGCUACCGCGGCGGGGAUCCGCCCUCCGCGCGGAGCUCCAUCCAGGCCAGCGCCAGGGACAUGAUGGACGGCCCGCAGCUCAUGCAGCUUCGUGGAGCCUCCAAAAACAACGAGGAGCAGAGGAACAUUCAGGAAGCAGCCAUGCGCACCGGCGAUGCGAGCGGCACGGGGCCGGUGGUGCCGGCUUCCGGCCUGGAGCAGAUGGACAACCAGGAGAAGGUCCAGGGGGCUUUGGAAGCUGCGCUUUACACCUCCAAGGUGGGCAAUUUGCCACCUGGUUGGGAGGAGUAUGUGUCCGAGGAGCAUGGAGGCCGGGUGUUCUACGUCUUCUCCCAAACCGGGGACACGACGUGGGAACGGCCCGUGCUCCUUCCCGACGGAACUGUGCAGUUCUUUCCGACCGAGGACACCUCACCCAGCGGCACCAAGCCGAUGCCUGCUCCGGAUGUGCGAGGCAAGGGCAAGCUGGGCUCGCUGCGGAGGACGGCGCAAGCGCUGAAGCCAGACGCCGAGGCGGAACUUCCUCACUCGUCCACAAGGAGCGAAGCACAGCAUGGGGCACUUUGCCCAGGCAGUGACGAUGAGGCGGAAAACGAGUGGAUGCCCAUGGAAAGAGAAAGAGAGGUGCCGGCGCCGCGGCGCCUGCCCUUGCAGCGGGAGGCGCACCACCGGGCGCCGGAGCCGGGCGCCUCGCUGGUCGGUAUUCCCGGGGGCGGCAGCAAGGAGGAGGACCUGGAGGGGGAAGACGAAGUCCGCGCUGCAGUGCUGGCGUCGCUGGAAGCUGCCCAGAACAGCCAGGAAGUGGCACUUCCGGCUGGCUGGGAGAUGCAGACCACGCCCGAUGGCCAGGAGUUCUAUGUGAACCUUCGGUCCAACCUGACGCAGUGGACGGUACCCACGCUUCCUCCUCACUGGGAAGAGCGCUUUUCACGGAAAGGGGAGGUGUACUACCUCAGCCUCUUCGACGGCCGCAGCCAGUGGGAAUGGCCACAGGAGAACGCGACCGCCUUUGAGCACCGCUUGGAGGAGCUGCCAGGGCCCUCGCGGAUGCUGGCCCUGCCGGGCUCCACCCAGGAGUUCCACCAUGGCAACCCGGAUGAUGCGUCGAGCCAAGACUCGGACGAGUCGAGCAUGGGCAUCGCGUUGGACGAGGUGGAUGCGAACGAGUUGCUGGCGGUGCCUCCGGGCACGGAGAACGUGGAGAUGACGCCACGGGAGGAGGGGCAGGAGCUUGCAAAGUGGGGCGCGGACAAGCGCGACGAGGAGUGGAUCUCGUUGAAGAGGCAGAUGGCCAGCCAAAAGAAAGCGCACGACGAGCGCUGGCUCACUGCCCGGCACUUCCCGGGAGUUCGGGAGUUUGUCCUGUCCAGAGGACGAACCAUGAGGCCAGCCCCGAUGCCUUACGCACCCAGGCCGAUGAUGAUGCAUCACCCUGGGCAUGCUCCCAUUCAUCAUGGGCACAUGCACAUGCACACGCAGGCGAUGCCGCAAAGCUACAGCUCACCAGUGACGAUGAGCAGCCCGCGCUCGCCGCAACCCCACAUGGCCGCGGCGCACGCGGCGCACGCGGCGCACGGAGCUCACGGAGCUCACGCGACACGCAUGUACUCUGCGGGUCAGCCACAACAUCGACAAGUUGCUUUCCAAGCACCGAGUAUGGUGCAUGUCCAGCCCUGCGCGGUGCAAGGAGGACCCACGCCUUUGCCAGGGCAACUGCCCAUGCAGGCUGUGCGGAGCCUGCCGCACAUGCACCCAGCGCACGCCCAGGGUGCAGGCUCCAGUCCGAAGCAGAAUCCGGGGAGCCCAACUUCAAGGAUGGUGAAGGUGCUGUCGCAACCUGAGUCUGAGGAGUCCAGCCCCAAGAUGCAGAAGGCCUACAGCGAGAUGCCCAUCCGCGGCAUCAUCAAAAAGUUCGAGCUG
This is a messenger RNA of Effrenium voratum, 4608 nucleotides long. The record is from the annotation of a GenBank genome assembly. Lineage: Eukaryota; Dinophyceae; Suessiales; Symbiodiniaceae.